AUGAACCUGACAGCCGAGAGCCACCGCGUCCCGCUGAGCGACGGGAACAGCAUCCCGCUGUUGGGGCUGGGCACCUACGCUGACCCCCAGAAAACUCCCAAAGGUUCCUGUUUGGAGUCAGUGAAGAUUGCCAUUGAUACUGGUUACCGCCAUAUCGACGGUGCCUUUGUCUACUACAAUGAGCAUGAAGUGGGACAAGCCAUCCGGGACAAGAUUGCUGAAGGAAGGAUCAAGCGAGAAGAUAUUUUUUACUGUGGCAAGCUGUGGAAUACCUGCCACCCCCCAGAGCUGGUGCGCCCCACACUGGAGAAAACCCUGAAGAUCCUGCAGCUGGACUACGUUGACCUCUACAUUAUUGAGCUGCCAAUGGCUUUCAAGCCUGGAGAUGCAAUCUACCCAAAAGAUGAAAAUGGAAAAAUUAUCUACCAUGAGACAGACUUAUGCGCCACUUGGGAGGCUAUGGAAGCAUGUAAAGAUGCAGGCUUGGCAAAGUCUAUUGGAGUAUCCAAUUUCAACCGCAGGCAGCUGGAGAUGAUCCUGAACAAGCCAGGACUUAAGUACAAACCUGUCAGCAACCAGGUCGAAUGCCAUCCCUAUUUCACCCAACCCAAACUCUUAGAAUUUUGCAGACAGCAUGACAUAGUUAUUGUUGGGUACAGCCCAUUGGGAACCUCAAGGGAUGAAACUUGGGUAAAUGUGUCCUCCCCUCCUUUACUGAAGGAUCCUGUGCUGAAUGCCAUUGGCAAAAAGUACAACAAGACAGCUGCACAGGUUGCUUUGCGUUUCAGCAUCCAGAGAGGGGUGGUGGUCAUCCCAAAAAGUUUCAAUCCACAACGCAUCAGAGAGAACUUCCAGAUCUUUGACUUCUCCCUCACUGAGAAAGAGAUGAAAGAAAUUGAAGCCCUGAACAAAAAUGUUCGUUAUGUGGAACUGUUAAUGUGGCGUGACCAUCCAGAGUACCCCUUCAGUGAUGAAUACUGA
Gavia stellata (red-throated loon) is the source of this 981-nucleotide messenger RNA. RefSeq names its product aldo-keto reductase family 1 member D1 (gene AKR1D1). The record is from RefSeq and is a predicted model, not a curated record. The transcript has 9 exons. Gene Ontology annotation, molecular function: ketosteroid monooxygenase activity; Delta4-3-oxosteroid 5beta-reductase activity; steroid dehydrogenase activity. NCBI's taxonomy places the organism in Eukaryota, Metazoa, Chordata, Aves, Gaviiformes, Gaviidae. The coding region runs from base 1 to 981 and encodes 326 amino acids. Gene Ontology annotation, biological process: bile acid biosynthetic process. Gene Ontology annotation, cellular component: cytosol.